Molecule: messenger RNA, 1440 nt
Organism: Populus trichocarpa (black cottonwood)
Lineage: Eukaryota; Viridiplantae; Streptophyta; Magnoliopsida; Malpighiales; Salicaceae
Product: SNF1-related protein kinase regulatory subunit beta-1
Exons: 4
Coding region: 352-1212 (286 amino acids)
Molecular function (GO): protein binding
Source: RefSeq, a predicted model, not a curated record
ACUUCUACUAUAUCUAAUAUUUUAUCUGUUAGCAUAAGUCUCUUCCUCCUCCUAUCGUUAUCCAUUAUUAUUUCUCCCUAAGCUCCCCGUCCUCUGCAACACAAUUAAACUAUCGAUCCCAUUUGACUACAUCAGUUUUGUAUCACUACCACACCAAUCUCCCCUCCGCACACACAUUUCUUGUUAUUUUAUAUAAAAAAGGAAAAAAAAAAACUGUAUUAUUAUCAUACUGUGAUAUAUAUUUUUACCAUCGUCCAACAACAACUACCUUUUUUGUUUUUUUUUUGUGCUGAUUUUGGGUUAACUUUAGAUCUGUACUGUACGUGGAUUAAAGGCUAGAAAGUCUUAGUAAUGGGAAAUGCAAACGGUAGAGAGGAAGGAGAGAGAGACGACGGAGAAGGGUUAGAAAACGGUGAGUCGUCGUCGGUGAUUGGAAGUGGGGCGUCGAGUACACGGACGUCGGUUUCAAUAUUGGCUACUAAUGAUCAUAAUCAUAGAAAUAAUAUUCCUCCUGAUCAUGCUCCUGCUCGAUCCACAUCGCCUUUCUUGUUCGCUCCACAGGUUCCUGUUGCUCCCUUGCAGAGGCCUGAUGGCCCCCCUUCUUUUGAUCAGAUGUGGCAGAAUGAGUCUCCUGAGGUUGGUGAUGAAGGCCAACCCCCUGAGCAAGGAAUCCCUACAAUUAUCACAUGGAGCUAUGGAGGAAACGAUGUGGAUGUUGAAGGAUCAUGGGACAACUUUACAUCAAGGAAAAAGUUACAAAGAUCUGGUAAGGAUCAUUCUAUUCUUAUGGUCCUCCCACCAGGCAUAUACCAUUGUAAGUUCAUAGUGGAUGGAGAGUGGAGAUAUAUUCCAGAUCUUCCUGUAGUGACUGAUGAAAUGGGCUGUGUAUGUAAUCUUCUUGAUGUUCAUGAUUUUGUGCCUGAAAACCUUGACACUGUGGUUGAUUUUGAGGCUCCACCAUCUCCAGACUCCACUUACAGUCAAGCAUUUCCAGCUGAGGUUGAUUUUGCGAAGGAGCCUUUAGCAGUUCCACCGCAGGUACAUCUAACAGUCCUUGAUGAAGCUUCUUCUUCCAAGCCUCGACAUGUUGUGCUGAACCACCUUUACAUUGAGAAAGGUUGGGCAUCUCAGUCUCUAGUUGCUCUUGGACUGACUCAUAGAUUCCAAUCCAAGUAUGUCACUGUUUGCCUUUUUAAGCCACUCAAAAGGUAGCACCCUCCCACUUUCCAUCUGUGACUCUGUGAAGGAAUCACUUUCACGAUACAGUUCCUUUAGGGUUUUCUCUGUUUAUAGAAUUACUCAAGCUUUACAUGUUUUAUGUUGUAGUUAAAUUUUCUUUCUUUCAAGCAUUCCUGUUUCCUCAAUAUUAUUAUCAGGAAGGUCCCCACAGUUUAAAAAUGAGUUAUAUACAUUAGUUAUCAGAUUCUUUUAUUGGAACCA